Dibothriocephalus latus is the source of this 981-nucleotide messenger RNA. The record is from the annotation of a GenBank genome assembly. NCBI's taxonomy places the organism in Eukaryota, Metazoa, Platyhelminthes, Cestoda, Diphyllobothriidea, Diphyllobothriidae.
AUGAAAUUCUUUUUUUUCUUCCAGGUUGGCAGGAAAACAACAAGCUACCAAAUUGAGGAUCUACCCGGCAAAAGCAACUUUACACUCCACCUAGCUGCUCGUACCUGUCACGGCGAGGGCGUUCGAUCGAAGCCCCUGCACAUCAUUGCCAGCUACUACCUUCAGCUCAUGGGUAAAAAUGCCUCCGAGUUCAUGACUCUGCCCAGUCCCAGUAGUCGAAACCAGCCCGGUUUUGGAACCCGUUUCGCCACCACCUCGUCAACCCUUCCUGAGGAUCCAAACAUUGAUGUGGACGACGCAGACGUUUCCCAUUACAUGGACUCCAGUGACGGAGCUCUUGUUCCAAACGGGCACUGGGCCCAACAGGCUUGGUUCAUCGGUUGUCUAAUUGGCCUUCUAGCCAUCUGGACCGUUCUCUGUAUCAUCGUACUGGUCAUGUGCAAACGUCGCCGUCGAGUGAAGCAGCGUGGUGUCCUUGUCGGUGGACUGCAUGAGUCUGUAGAUGGGAAGCCAUCGAAUGACAGUGCCCCUGGUAAUCCUGAAUUUGCAGGCUUUAAGAACGCAAAAAGCUGUCAUGAUCAACAGUACGCUAGCAGUAAGGUUGGCCUCUUACAAUCCAGCGACUCCUUGCCACUGAAAAUGUCACAGACAAUGGACGGAAAAGCUGCAAAUCGGACGACGGCGGACUAUGUGUUGAGUCCGCCACUGCCGCAGGUUGGAGAUCAAGUGCCUUAUCCGGGCGUCAUAAGUGGACUUUCUGAACGAAGGCUUGACGGCGGAGGUAAAGAGAAUAGACGCGACUCACCCAACACCCUCCUGCACACGAUAUCUCGUCGACAGCGAAGCAGCGGAGGUUCUGAGCCAACUGAAAACCCUGCCACCUUCUCGAACAUUAAUGACAUGGCAGAAGAGGCUGGAUACGAAGCACCUGCUCUGUCAACUUCGGCUGAUGGUAAGCGCACAACUAUAAACCCUAGUUAG